Messenger RNA from Letharia columbiana, 315 nucleotides. RefSeq lists its product as uncharacterized. The transcript has 2 exons. The record is from RefSeq and is a predicted model, not a curated record. Bases 1 to 315 code for a protein of 104 amino acids. NCBI's taxonomy places the organism in Eukaryota, Fungi, Ascomycota, Lecanoromycetes, Lecanorales, Parmeliaceae.
AUGUCCGUCGGCUCUAAUAUCUUUGCCGUAGACGGAACCUCUUACCGUAAAGGCGCCAGCGGUAAGCUUGUAUUCGGAACCAUGACUCUCCCUCCAGGGUCCGAAAUCACACCGUCAGGCCACGUCAUUCCUGUUGGCUCCAGUUCUGCGGUCGUCGAUGGCACCUCAUACACCUGGGCUGCACCCGCAUCCUCACCAACUUCAACGCCUGCAAGUGAAAAUAUUGGAGGCCUCAUCAUCUUAUACAGGUGGCGCGUCGAGCUCGCUGGUGCUUUUGAGACCUGGACUGCCUACGACGAUGAUGGUGACAUAUAA